Molecule: messenger RNA, 1439 nt
Organism: Oncorhynchus keta (chum salmon)
Lineage: Eukaryota; Metazoa; Chordata; Actinopteri; Salmoniformes; Salmonidae
Gene: ldlrad2
Product: low density lipoprotein receptor class A domain containing 2
Exons: 6
Coding region: 291-1439 (382 amino acids)
Molecular function (GO): protein binding
Source: RefSeq, a predicted model, not a curated record
ACAAAAGCCAAAGUGUAAUUUUCCUAAAGGCGUCAGAAACAAUUAAAGGGAAUAUUCAUCGUGAGUCCCUCAUUUGAAGACCGCGCUUCUCUUGGCACACCAGCAACCGAAUAUCCACAAAGUGCAUUUUUCAAAAUGGUUACUUUCCGUGAAGAACAUAAUUUUACACCGAAACAGACACACACACAUGCAACACAUUUGAGGAGUUGUGGGGCUUGGGAUACGCAGUCCUGAGUGCGCACCAGAGUGGAACAACAGCCUUUGCGCUUGGGAGUAGGCUACCUACCGAGAUGGCCAACAAGGGGACUCAACUUCAGAGCCUGUCAAAAGUGUUUGUUCUGCUCAGUAUAAUGACAGUCAAGACCAAUCCACUUGAGACGGUCAACGUGGUGGACUUCUGUGGCCAGAACAUCCAGGGCGAUGGGAUGAUCGUCAACUCACACCAGGAGUCCAAGAAGUAUUACUUUGUCACCAUGGGAACGGACUGCCACCUCACCAUGCAGGCCGCCUCCCCCAAGGACAAGGUCCAGUUCCACUUCCGCUUCUUCCUGGUCUACAGCCUGCUUCGUUUAGCUCCCCAAAGUCCACCCCCCCUCUUCCCUGAGUCCCCUGAGUCGACUCCAGUGGUGGAGCAAGGGGACCCAUGUCAUGCGGGAUCAUACAUUCAGUUCUAUGACGGGCGGGACAAGAACUCGCCUCCUAUUGGACCAACGCUGUGUGGGAAGAGCCCACCUCGCCCGGUGCUGUCCACAGGGAAUCACCUGACCCUGCGUCUGGUGACCCAAGGUACCCUGCCUCGAGUGGAUUUCGUGGGGGACUUCACCUCCUUCAGACUGGGUUUUAACCAAUCAGCGUGCAGCAGUGAGCCUUACUUCCCAUGUCGGAAUGGGAAGUGUAUCCCCAUGAGUCUGGUGUGUGAUGAAAAGGGCAUUGAUAACUGUGGGGACGGGAGUGACUUGGAGGAUCACCUGCCCUCAGGGUGCAAAGGUCACUCAGCAGGUCAGCUGGCCCCAGCCCAAGCCCCUCCCCCAGCAGUGACCCCACCCUCCCCUGUGUUAAACGCGCCCACUUUGCCCAUGUCCACCAAUAGGGACUGUGGCACUCCGGACGGCGUACCCCAUCACGACUCAGUGACAGAUUCUCCUCCCUACCUGUCCCUUUUGGCUCUCUACAUCGCAUUGGGUGUGAUAGCUGGUGUGGUCCUGCUGUGCUGGUGCUGCUGGUCUCCAGGCUGGUUCCUCUGGAGGAUCAGCAUCUGCCGCUUCUUACCAUGCUGUAACUCAGCCUGUGCCUCCUGCCAGCUCUGUGCCCGUAGCUGUGCCCAGAACAAGGAGCACCGACCAGCUAAGGUCUCACCACAAGGACAGGUCCCAACCAACAGUGUUGCCUUGUCCACCCUCACCACAUCCACGGCUAACGCCACCACUCUCGCUGUGUAG